Molecule: messenger RNA, 1313 nt
Organism: Pyricularia grisea
Lineage: Eukaryota; Fungi; Ascomycota; Sordariomycetes; Magnaporthales; Pyriculariaceae
Exons: 4
Coding region: 240-1088 (282 amino acids)
Molecular function (GO): oxidoreductase activity
Source: RefSeq, a predicted model, not a curated record
UAAUAAUUAAUGUUUGUUCAACAAAACAACCAGCGCUGAAUAUUACCCGCCGAGAUAAGCAGAGAGACAGACGGGGCAUUGUUUUUCCUUGUCGCAAGGCCGCAAUAGGAAAUAGAAUCACCUUACUAGCACUAUUCUAGCAUAGUGUUUGUACUGACGGAUACAAAGCGAAACAAGUGCCUAGACCAAAGUUACAGAAGAGGGUCCAAAGUGUUGAGAACUGACUUCUACCAGCAGCCAUGGCUACCAAAUCAACGUCAGCAGCGACUAAACCCACCACAAAGGUGCCUGUCGUCCUCGUGACGGCUGGCAGCGCCGGUCUGGGAGCGGCGGGAGCCCGUCUCUUCGCGGCCCACGGAUACCGCGUCAUCGUCAACUACAACUCCAACACGGCGCGAGCCGAGGAGCUGCUGGCCGAGCUGCAUACCAUUUCGGGCGGCGCCACUACCACCAACACCACCACGACGGCCGACUCAAACGACAACAACAACACCAGCAGUGGUAGCAUUACGCACAAGCUUAUCAAGGCCGACAUGGGGGACAAGGCGCAGAUCCAGGCCCUGGUAGCCGAGACUGUAGCUUUCGCUGGUGGUAUCGACGUCAUUUUUAGCAACCAGGGGUACACGCACAUACGCGGCUGGGACUCGCUUGACGACAACGUCUUUGAGGACGACUGGGAUCGUUGUUUCAACGUCAACGUCAAGAGUCACCUGUGGCUGCUACACGCCGCUAGGCCGUACCUCGAUGAGGCCGAGGGCUGCAUGGUUGUGACAUCUUCGCUUGCCGGGGUCAAGCCGGGAGGAAGUAGCUUGGCAUACUCCGUCACUAAAGCCGCGUUGAACCACCUGGUCAAGGGUCUGGCUGUUCUGGCAGCACCAAAGAUUCGGGUUAAUGCGGUGUGUCCUGGGUUGAUGCUGACGGACUGGGGCUUGAAUUUCUCUAAAGAGGUACAAGAAUCCAACAUUGCUCGCAGCAAACUCAAGCGCGUUGUAACCCCAGAGGAGACGGCUGAGCAAGUUCUUUGCUUUGCAAGGAGCAAAGGGGUUACUGGUGUGAAUGCCGUCAUUGAUGCCGGGUGGUCCCUGUAAAAUACAAAAAAAAAAAGGUGGUGUGCAGGUGGCGCGCUUACGGACAGAUUUCGUGACGGGGGCAACCAGUUCAUGAUGUUCUAGUAAAAAGAACUUUUUACUCCGUAGUAGAGUUUUACCAGAUCUUUACAGGUCAGAUGGGAAUAAGCGCUACACUAGUUGGUUGGUCUCAAAGUCUAUACACGCGAUCCUACUGCCUGAGUAGGUUAUCUAGGAAUAUGCAGC